ACGAGUAGUAGUUCUGGAGAAAUUGUUCAUUUCUCGUCGUAUAUUAAAACAUUCAUUGUGGUCCUCUCUAAUAUUAAGCUGUUUUCAAAAAGUUGUACAUUCAUUCCAAGUUAUUUCCAUUACAAUUUAAAAUAACCAAUUAGAAAUAAAAGUAAAUUAUUCGCUCUUACAAACAUACAGGAAACGUUUAAACAAGAUGUCUUCGGAUUCUCAUGCGGAACACGGUAUUCAUGAUGAGGAUAUACAUGACAGCACGUACCAGCCACCACCGGAAAAGUCUAUUGAAGAAAUAAUGGCCGUAGACCAGGAAGAUGAGAGUUUACGUCGUUAUAAAGAGGCUUUAUUGGGGUCUGCACAGGCUGAAAAAAUUAUUGUCGAUGCAAACGAUCAACGUAAAGUAAUCGUGAAGAAAUUGGCUCUGGUAGUUGAAGGUCGAGAUGAUAUGGAGCUUGAUUUAACAGGCGAUCUUAGUCAACUAAAGAAACAGGUAUUCGUGAUUAAAGAGGGCGUUCACUAUAAGGUACGCAUAGACUUUAUUGUGCAAAGAGAAAUUGUUCAUGGCCUUAAAUACGUACAAAAGACUUAUAGAUUGGGUGUUCCAGUUGAUAAAAUGACUCAUAUGGUUGGUUCAUAUCCACCGAAAAAAGAAAUUCAGUUCUAUUUAACACCAUCUGAAGAAGCACCAGCAGGCUUGAUGGCACGUGGUACAUAUUCUGUUGCAUCAUUAUUCACCGACGACGAUAAACACAUACACUUGAAAUGGGAUUGGACUUUCGAAAUAAAAAAAGAUUGGGAAUAAAAAAGUGCCAAAAUAAUCGGAAGCUAUCAUAACGCUCUUGAUCUUCUAAAACAAUUUUGUACGUCACACGUAAGAACUGGAUUUUGCUUCCUUUAAUUUAAGAAAAAGGUGAAAACUGCGAAAUGAUUCUAAAUUAUACACAUAUUUAAGCAAUGACUGUCGUCAAUAUCGAUGUAUGUAUAGAGUUUCGAAAUUUUACUUCUUUGCUUUGAUAAAAAUUAAAUUUACGUUUUAACUUUGAUACACAUUUAACUUUGAUACCUCAUUUAAUAUUUCUCUGUAUAAUCUGAUUCAAUUAAUAUAAAUAUGUGUAAAACGUAGUUCACCUUUUUCACAAUCGUAUUAAAAACAUAGUCAUUACUCGGAACUUUCUUUUGAAUAAAUUGUAAAAUAAAUAAAUGGUAUCAUAUUUAUUACUAGACUCAAACUUUUGUAGAAUUACUUUCAAAGUGUUCAUUAUUUCGGAUAUAUUUCAAUGUUGAACAAUGAUUUAAAAUGUCAACACUAAAAUAUAUAAAUAUCCGCUAAUAUGUAUUAGUCCAUAAUAAAUUGAUAAUAAACUGAUCAUUAAACAAAGGUAUUUAUAAUCAAAAUAAGGAAAUAAAAUGUUUAUUGCAAAGAGAACAUUGAAAAAAAGAGCUAAUUGAAAAUAUCCGCGGAUUAUUCUUAUACAGCUGAUGAUAUAAUGAAUAUACAAAUAAACCUUAAUUUACAUUAUAUUUGGAAAAUUUUAGAAAACGUGUAUAAGAAAUUUGGAAAUACAGACAAAUAGUAAUUAAAA
Messenger RNA from Zeugodacus cucurbitae (melon fly), 1580 nucleotides. RefSeq names its product rho GDP-dissociation inhibitor 1 (gene RhoGDI). Bases 197 to 799 code for a protein of 200 amino acids. Gene Ontology annotation, cellular component: membrane; cytosol; cytoplasm. Gene Ontology annotation, biological process: Rho protein signal transduction. The record is from RefSeq and is a predicted model, not a curated record. The transcript has 5 exons. Gene Ontology annotation, molecular function: protein binding; Rho GDP-dissociation inhibitor activity. Lineage: Eukaryota; Metazoa; Arthropoda; Insecta; Diptera; Tephritidae.